Molecule: messenger RNA, 968 nt
Organism: Zymoseptoria tritici IPO323
Lineage: Eukaryota; Fungi; Ascomycota; Dothideomycetes; Mycosphaerellales; Mycosphaerellaceae
Exons: 2
Coding region: 1-936 (311 amino acids)
Biological process (GO): positive regulation of proteasomal ubiquitin-dependent protein catabolic process; ubiquitin-dependent protein catabolic process; protein polyubiquitination
Cellular component (GO): ubiquitin ligase complex; cytoplasm
Molecular function (GO): ubiquitin protein ligase activity; ubiquitin conjugating enzyme binding
Source: RefSeq, a predicted model, not a curated record
AUGUGCUGCGCUUGCGGCAGCAAAAACGACCUUCAGGAACCUUCUGCGGCGUGCACUCACCUCUACUGUAUGGGUUGCCUUGUCGGCAUGUUCCGCUUCGCAGUGAAAGAUCGAAGCUCUUUUCCGGUCCACUGCUGCGGGCUGAUCCAACUCCACACCGUUCUGCCAACUCUUGAUGAAAGCGCAGCGAAGGCUUACCGCGCCAUUUGGGAUGAGUGGAUGACCGCCAAGAAAGUGUACUGCCCAGAGCGGAGUUGCUCGGUCUUUAUUCCGCCGCGCCUGAUUCCUCAUUCGGUCGAUGCAGACACAGCGCCAGCGGAUAUCAGCUUUCCAUGCCCGACAUGCAAGACCGGAAUUUGUGCAAAAUGCUGCAGAUUGGUGCACCGCGGAGAACCAUGUGGUGAAGCCGAGAACGACUACGAGCUCGCAUUGCUCGCGACGUUCGGGUACAAGCCCUGCCCGCGCUGCGGAGAAGGUGUCAAGCGGAUGUUUGGCUGUCGACAUGUGAGGUGUCGCUGCGGCGCCGACUUCUGCUGGGCCUGCUUGUCUCCCAAGAAAGACUGCAACGGCGACUGCGUUGCUCAUGAAUCCGAGGAGGGAUCUGAGCCAGAACAAAACAGUGAAGGUAGCGAAAACGGCGAUGCUGACGACGACCUUGUGCAAAGUCCGAAAGAGCCCGCGAACCUCGACCUCAACACCCAAGCCCACUGGGAGAACAGCGGUCUCGACUUCGGCGACGAUCCUGGUGACACACGCAUGCCGCAGAUCUGGUCGUGUGUACACCAAUUCGAUGAAUUCAUGGCUGCUGAUGGCGAAGAGUUGAGGCAUGUUUCGCCUCUUCGUUUUACUCGCUUCCGACCGGCUGACAUUCGCUCUGUAGAUACGUGGAGUGCAAUCGUUGCUUCAAGACGUGCCCCGGUGGGCGCGGCGCUGUGAUGUGUUAUCACUGCUAUCUUCUUGUUUGCGGG